Diuraphis noxia (Russian wheat aphid) is the source of this 1291-nucleotide messenger RNA. RefSeq lists its product as uncharacterized. The record is from RefSeq and is a predicted model, not a curated record. Lineage: Eukaryota; Metazoa; Arthropoda; Insecta; Hemiptera; Aphididae.
GCACCCUCGUCGGACGCUUAAGGGUUGUUCUGCCGGUAUAGUUCGUCUCCUCUCGCGCCAAGUUGUUUCGAGGUGACAAAUAAUUUUAAUUCCUUUUCUAAUCACACGAUCUAGAUACGAAACAUUAUUACCGAUAAAUCAAACUUGUAUUUUGUAUACGAUGUACAAAAAAGAUAUAAAAUGAAAAACACCGAAUAAAUGUUCAACCACCGACGUCCUGUCUCGUCUACAAAAAAGCACAUACAAAUCAGAAAAUGAUAUGGAGAGAAUAAAAAUACCUUGAUUCAUUUUAAGCCUGAUUUGAAGAUGGGUGAAUGUAAAUCAACUACAAAAACUACAUCUGUUAUGAUAGCAUUACUGUUUUUGAUUAUAAAUCCUUGCGAAAUUGGUGAAGCAGUUCAAAUGCUUGGUGUUAAGGUACCUGCGUACAUAUUUAUGGGAGACUCUGUACAAUUAUUUUGUGACUAUGAUAUGCAAAUGGACAAAUUGUACUCAGUUACCUGGUACAAGGACAAUGAAGAGUUCUAUCGGUACGUUCCAACAUCUAACCAUCUCAAACAUAGUUACAGUAUGGACGGAAUCACAGUUGAUCAUGCUUACUCGGACAGCAAAAAAGUCACCUUACGCUACGCUAAUUUGUUGAUGAAUGGCGAAUACAAAUGUGAGGUAUCUGCUGAAGCACCAUUCUUUACAACUGUGCACGCUGAAUCCAAAAUGGCCAUAAUAAGUUUACCAAAAUCAAAAGAUGUAACAAAAAUCAAUGGAGGCUCAGGAGUCUAUCAAACUAGUGACACUAUUUAUUUAAAUUGUACAUCGGGAGAAUCAUUUCCCGCUGCAAGACUCCGGUGGUUUAUUAAUGACAAAAUGGUGAUUUCAAAUUACGACCGCUCAGAAAAACUACCCAACGGUUUGUACAUCAGCAUAUCCAAAUUGAAUUUGUCAAUAUCUCCUGAUCACUUCAACAAUGGCUUAAUGAAAGUUACAUGUCAAGCCAUAAUCAAUAUAGGACGUCCAAAAGCAUUACCACCUCCUAAGGAAUAUAAACGUGAAGCAAUAAUUUUAGUACGUGGAUCAGCAGUAGCGAUGUGCAUAACGUUUAACCUGAAAUUAACAUUAAUAACAUUAACAUCAACAUUGUUUUUACUAAAUACGUCGUGAAAACGGUAAAAAUUGUUAUCCAAUAUUAUUUUGGCUCCUUCAUUAAAAUUAUGUGAAAUUGUAUGUUAUCUUGUUAUUUUAUCAAAACUGUUUAAUAAACUUAUUAUCCAUAUUCCGCACGAUCGAGUUGUAA